Marasmius oreades (fairy-ring Marasmius) is the source of this 414-nucleotide messenger RNA. RefSeq lists its product as uncharacterized. Bases 1 to 414 code for a protein of 137 amino acids. Lineage: Eukaryota; Fungi; Basidiomycota; Agaricomycetes; Agaricales; Marasmiaceae. The record is from RefSeq and is a predicted model, not a curated record. The transcript has 2 exons.
AUGAAUAUAUGGUAUGUCACAGAACCUUUCGAAGUUGCGUGCGUUCAAGUUCUUGAUUCUCCAACUUCUGACGACGAGGAAGAUAACGAUGUACCCAAUGGUGAUGGUCCAGGUUCAGACGACGACGGCGACGACGGCGACGACAAUGGUGUGGGUCCUGGUGGUCCUGGUGGUUUUGGUGCCGGUGCCGGUGGUGCCCACCUAAAGGGGCGGCCCUGUCUCUCUUUGUUAAUCACCACCAUUUCGAUUGUUUCAGCAUUCAAAAAAUCACUAUGGCUAAUUAUAAACGACUUGCAAGGCCGGUCAGGGACUGGUCCAGCUAGUGAUGCCGAUGUUCGGUUCGGUCCAGUUCACCCACCACUUUUCCCGAACCCCGAACCCGAACCCCCUACCAAGUCCCCGAACCUGGAUUAA